Messenger RNA from Phanerochaete carnosa HHB-10118-sp, 516 nucleotides. RefSeq lists its product as uncharacterized. Gene Ontology annotation, cellular component: transcription factor TFIID complex. The coding region runs from base 1 to 516 and encodes 171 amino acids. The transcript has a single exon. The record is from RefSeq and is a predicted model, not a curated record. Lineage: Eukaryota; Fungi; Basidiomycota; Agaricomycetes; Polyporales; Phanerochaetaceae. Gene Ontology annotation, biological process: transcription initiation at RNA polymerase II promoter.
AUGGAAGAUGACGACCUUAUAGUGGUCGACGACGACGUUUCACAGACGCCGCAGACACCCCUGGCGGGGCCAAGCAGCCGCGCAGCAGCGACGGCAUCGCCAGCGACAGGGAUCCGCUCUUCGCUGCGCCAGCGGCGGAACACACCGCCGUCGUACGCGGCGCAGAUGGAGGACGACGAGCUGGACACGCGGCGCACGCGCUCAUCCACGUACCGCGGCAGCGUCUCCGGGAGCAAGCCGCAGCCGAAGCUGAGGCUGAAGCUGAGCGACAAGGCCGCGGCGCUCGCGCCGGGCAUGUCGUUCCUGGGCCCGUACGACCGCGAGCUCGACUCGGACGACGAGGACCUCGCGUUCGAGGAGCAGUUCGUCUUGCGCAUGCCCCCCGGCGAGGACUGUGACCGCCUGCGGAAGAUGGUACAGAAUAGGGACGUGGAAGGCGAUGUGUGGUUCAAGUUCAAAGGUGCACCAGACGUGCUUUCGCAGAUGGACUUUGAAGUUUCUGACUGGGAUGUGUAG